Molecule: messenger RNA, 2058 nt
Organism: Dinoponera quadriceps
Lineage: Eukaryota; Metazoa; Arthropoda; Insecta; Hymenoptera; Formicidae
Gene: Scamp
Product: secretory carrier-associated membrane protein 5B
Exons: 8
Coding region: 268-1329 (353 amino acids)
Biological process (GO): protein transport
Cellular component (GO): trans-Golgi network membrane; recycling endosome membrane
Source: RefSeq, a predicted model, not a curated record
UGAAUUUGCACGUAGUUGCAGUCCAUGUGUAAGAACCAAUAACGUAGUCGCGCGCAGCACAGGCGACCGAGAGAGCUACCGGUAGGUAGUAGUGAUGAACGUCGUACGAGAUUAACGGCUGAUGUAACGGCGUUACCGUAUGUAACGGGCGAAACCAUGGCUCGUCAGGUUUAGGCAGAUUUAGAUAAGAUUAAUCGAGUGUAUUAAAGUCGUACAAAUACUAAACGUCUCGGUCGCGUAUCGUCGGUGCAAGAACAAGGACGAGAGAUGUCCGGCUUCGACGAGAAUCCCUUCGGGGAGCCUACGAUUAACGAUCCCUUUUCGGAUCCAGCGAUACGAAGAGCUGUAAACUCUACUCCAGCCAGUAGAGGUCUCGAGGACUACAAUCCUUUUGCCGAACAAGGCACACAAGGAACUACACAAGUUAGAGGAGCAUUAAAUCCACCUAUCUAUGGUGGAGUAGGUGCAACACAGCAACCAGCAACGCUUCAACCUACUAAUCAAGAAGCUCCACCUCCUGCAUAUGCACGUAGUCCUCAGCAAACAGUCAACGCAGCGUUGGGAAACACCGUACCACUUCCGCCAGAACAACGGGCAGAAUCAGAAUGGAAGCCCAGGACAGAAGAAGAAAUGAGAAAUACUCCUUACUAUCCAAGGAGAAAUAAUUGGCCGCCUUUACCGGAUAAGUGCUGUUUCCAACCAUGCUUCUAUCAAGAUAUUGAUGUCGAAAUUCAUACCGAUUUCCAAAAGAUAGUGAGGCAAUUAUAUUAUCUUUGGAUGUUUCACGGUUGUGUUCUGCUAUUGAACGUAUUAGGAGGAUUCGUUUUGAUGCUUUGUGGCCAAGGUUUCUCGACAUUUGGACUGGCUAUCUUGUAUCUUAUCCUCUUUACACCGUUUUCCUUCAUGUGUUGGUUUAGACCAGCAUACAGAGCUUUCAAAAACGACAGCUCUUUUAACUUCAUGGUCUUUUUCUUCGUUUUCUUCUUUCAAUUGAUCGUCACCGCUAUCCAGGCUAUAGGUAUUCCGGGUGCAGGAACAUGUGGUGUAAUAAUAGCAAUCGAGCAGUUCGAUUCGACGGCCAAAGGUAUCUUCAUUGGUCUUCUUAUACUCCUCAUCGCUAUUUGUUUCGUUCUUGCGGGAAGCGGUGAUCUCUUGUUACUCACCAAGAUUCAUCGCAUCUAUCGUACUUCAGAUGCGAGUGUUACGAAGGCGCAACAGGAAUUUGCAACAACAUUUUUGCGAAACGAACAUGUGCAGAACGCGGCGAGCAACGUAGCGGCAACUGCAGUCCGCACGCAGAUGGCUAACGCGACCCAACCGCGUUAUUAAAAAUAAUUCCAUCACUUAUUUGUACACUACGUUCUUGGCUUUACAUCAUUCAGUAAAUGGAUAGAUCUCAUUAGUUUUGCUGUAUAUGGAUUAUAUAAAAAGAAGGAAAAGGUCAUAGAAAUGCAAUGUAUCGCAAAACUUAUUCUUACAUUGAAACGCUGCAAUAUAUGAAAAUUGUGCUUCACGUUCAAAUUUAAUCUCUGAUGUACGUUGUCUUUAACAACGUUAACUGUACAGCCAGUACUGGCGCAAAAUAUUGAAGUAUUAACAGAUAUGACAGAUUCUGAAAUCUUUCCAAUCUAACAUACACUUUGUUUCUGAAGGUGAUGAUGAUAUUCUAUGUUUCAAAGAAAAAAAAAACUAUAUAUAUAUAUAUAUAUGUGACACAUGUGUAACAUUUCUUUACAUGAGUUCGAUAAUAUUCGCUCAUUGCCGUUUAUCAUGUACAUCGGUAUAUGAGAUCAUCAAAUUAGAUUAUUACUUAUGUGAGUGAAUUCUUAAUAAUCAUGUCUAUAAUUUUAUUAUUACAUAAUUACAUAUGUCUACUAGCUUUUAUAUUUUAGUGGCACAGUUUCAUGACAAUGUGAUCAUGUGUAAGCUAGAAAUAUACACUGAAGUAAUUAAGUUUAUUUCAAGUGAAAGAAAAACAAUUUUGCAAAGUUAAGCUUGUGACAUAAUUAGGCUCGUACUUGUUGGAUAUUAUCAUAAAUGUUAAUUUACUUAUGAAUA